ACACCAACGUGCAGACAACGACCGGCAAGCGGCAAGUGCAAGGAACGAAAAUCAUCAUCUUUAUCAGAUUUUGUGGGCCCUCUUUGAUUAUUUCUCCAAAAUGUCGACGGCCUUGAUGGCUAAGCCCAAGAGUGAGAUGACCCCAGAGGAGUUGGCUCAGAGAGAACAGGAAGAGUUCAACACAGGACCUCUGUCAGUGCUCACACAGUCUGUGAAAAACAAUACACAGGUCCUCAUCAACUGCAGAAACAACAAGAAACUCCUGGGAAGGGUGAAGGCUUUUGAUAGACACUGUAACAUGGUUUUGGAAAAUGUUAAAGAGAUGUGGACUGAAGUACCCAAAACAGGGAAAGGAAAGAAGAAGUCAAAGCCUGUGAACAAAGAUCGUUACAUUUCCAAGAUGUUUCUUCGAGGGGAUUCUGUUAUUUUGGUCCUGCGCAACCCACUGGCCACAACGAAAUAGUUUUCUGCUUGUUGAAUGAUGCGGAUAAGCUUUUAUUGCCUUUACCAAGGGCAGUGUAGUGGUGGAGUUACUCCCGUAAGACAGUGAAAACUCAGUCUUUUCUAACAUUUUCAUACAUGUUUUGAAAUCUGUGCACGGUUGUGCAUGUUUGCGAAAGGUGGAGCCUGGUGUCACGUCUGAAUUGAAUAAAUGUGCUUGGGUUCUGCAUCAAGUCUGUGUCAAGUAUACUGAAAAAUCAUUCACUGUAGAUGUAAGUUAUCUAUUGGAUCACACUCUCGAAAUGUAUACCCUGGUCCUUUCUCAGCAUUUAAGAUUAAAACUUUAAAGUCAAAAGUAUUGAUGUCAUGGUUAACAAAAAUGUCUUUGUAAACCAUUUGUUUAUGAAAUAAAUCCUGCAUCUUGAAAAAGCUGUUUAAAACCAAACCAUGCUCAUAUAUGCAUACGACUGGGUAAGGCUUUUCCUGGAAACUUAAUGACUUGAUAUCACAACACUCUUGGCCCCUGGGAUCAUGAAGCGAUCUUAGACCUAAGGCAAAAUUUAAAGUAACGUUGAAAUAUAUAUUUCUUACUUAACAAGGUCGAAACACUGCAUUACAAUGUUUAAUUCUAGAUAAGUUAUUGUAAAACAAUUUUCAGCUUAAAUAACCGAAAAGAACAUACCAAAUUUUAAUGAUAGAAAUUUUUGAUUUUGAUUUAGAUUGAAAAGUCUUAAGAUCGCACCUUUAGUCACUAUUGCUCAGAGGAAGACGACUGGAGAAAUCAGCUGUGUCUCCUAGAGUCACACAUACUGACUUGUGGACCGGUAUCUAGAGCACAGUCUGGUGGUGAAACUGUUCAGAUGAUAGUAAAACAGUGCUUCAAGAAGACAAAGCAAAUGAUUUCUCAUCUGCAUAUUUCUUUUCGCUGGUGACAUUUCCGAGAAGAGGCUUAAGCUCUGGUGCUGAUUUAAAAUGAUAGUGAUUGUUACUAUUAGAACAGCGCAGGUUAAUGUUCUCAGGGCAGUAAAGAUCAGCUUUGCAUACAAAGCUUUGUGGAGCCGAGGCCCUGGCCCUUUGUCAAUGAAAAUCGCAGCAUGUCCUUUCCUUGAAGCCCAUCUGUUGCUUUGUAAUAGUUUUGUGGAACAGCAACUAUUAAAGAUAUUUGUCCAUCAUAUUUAGCUCUUUCUCCUGUAUAAGUUUGUUUCAUCUCAGCUUCAUAUUCUGAUUGGAAAUAUUCAUUUUAUCAUUCAACCCAAGUGCACUGAAUGAGACAUGACAAACAUUAAAUGUCACACGUAAAAUCUCACCAAGGACACUUAUCAAAACGAAAGAGACUUUGUGUUAUUGCGUGUAACAUUAUUUUAAUGAAACAAUUCAAGAGAAGUCUGUACUAUGUAAUGUCGUCAAAUUCAAUCAUUUUUUUUUGAAAGUUAAUAAAGAUA
Molecule: messenger RNA, 1883 nt
Organism: Liolophura sinensis
Lineage: Eukaryota; Metazoa; Mollusca; Polyplacophora; Chitonida; Chitonidae
Product: small nuclear ribonucleoprotein Sm D2
Exons: 3
Coding region: 101-463 (120 amino acids)
Biological process (GO): RNA splicing
Cellular component (GO): small nuclear ribonucleoprotein complex
Molecular function (GO): RNA binding
Source: RefSeq, a predicted model, not a curated record